AUGGAUACAAAUAUUUCAACGUCAACUAUAAAAAUCCAUAAUAAAUACUUUUGUAACAAAGAGUCACCUUAUUAUGAUCCAAAAAUUUGUAAGUUGCUGACUAAAAAUGCUGAACAAUAUAAAAUAAACAUUUCUCGGAGAGCAUUAACUAUUCUUCCAAGAGAUUUAUUCCAUGGCCUUGAAGAUCUUCAAGUUGAGGAAUUAGAUAUUGACGAUAACAAUCUGACUACACUGCCAAAAGAUAUAUUCAAUCCUCUUGAUGAUCUUCGUCGGUUACGAAUAAAUUCAAACGAACUAAAAUAUCUAGAGUCGAGUAUUUUCUAUGAGUUAUUACAACUUAAGGAACUUAAUCUUAGCAACAACAAACUGAUAACUUUAUCAAAAGAUAUAUUUAAUGGUCUACAAGAUCUACGUGUCCUACGCUUGAAUUCUAACCAACUGAGUUACCUUGAGCCAGGUAUUUUCGAUGAUUUAUUGAGCCUAGAAGAACUUAAUAUCAGUUAUAACAAUCUCAAAAUUUUAUCGAAAAAUAUAUUUAGCAAUUUAAAGAAGCUUCGCUUUUUAAAGUUAGAUGCAAACAAACUACAAAAUCUUGAGUCAGGUUGUUUCAAUGGUUCAUCACAACUUUAUUAUCUUGAUAUGAGCAACAACAGUCUUACAACAUUGUCCAAAGGUGUUUUCAAUGGUCUACAAAUACUGUAUGUAUUACAUUUAGGCUCAAACAAACUGAACAAUCUUGAGGCAGGUUGUUUCAAUGGUUUAUCACGACUUAAGAACCUUGAUUUGAGCAACAAAAGUCUUACAACAUUGUCCACAGGUGUUUUCAAUGGUCUUGAAAGUCUUCAGAAACUGGAUUUGCAUUCAAACAAACUACAAAAUCUCGAGUCAGGUUGUUUCAAUGGUUUAUCACGACUUAUCGACCUUGAUAUAAGCGACAACAGUCUGAUAAAUUUGUCUAGAGGUGUUUUCAAUGGUCUUGAAAGUCUUCAGAAACUAGAUUUACAUUCAAACACAUUGAUCAGUCUUGAGCUGGGUAUUUUUGAUAAUUUAUUACAACUUGAAGAACUUGAUCUCAGCAAAAACAAUCUCACAACUUUAUCGAAAAAUAUAUUUAGAAAUUUAACACAGCUUUGUCAUCUUAAUUUGUAUUCAAAUAAACUGACCAAUCUUGAAUCAGGUUGUUUUAAUGGUUUAUCACGACUUAAGUACCUUGAUUUGAGCAACAAAAGUCUUACAACAUUGUCCACAGGUGUUUUCAAUGGUCUUGAAAGUCUUCAGAAACUAGAUUUACAUUCAAACACAUUGAUCAGUCUUGAGCUGGGUAUUUUUGAUAAUUUAUUACAACUUGAAGAACUUGAUCUCAGCAAAAACAAUCUCACAACUUUAUCGAAAAAUAUAUUUAGAAAUUUAACACAGCUUCGUCAUCUUAAUUUGUAUUCAAAUAAACUGACCAAUCUUGAAUCAGGUUGUUUCAAUGGUUUAUCGCGAGUUGAAAAGCUUGAUAUGUGCAACAAUUGUCUGAUAAUAUUGUUCAAAGAUAUAUUCAAUGGUCUUGAUAAUCUUCAGGAGUUAAAUUUAAUUUCAAACAUAAUAAGCAAUCUUGAGUUAGGUGUUUUUUGUAAUUUGUCGAAACUUAAUUGGCUUUUCAUCAGCAAAAACAAUUUGACAAAAUUAUCAACAAACAUAUUUAAUGGUCUCAAGAAUCUUUUUUUCCUAGAUUUAGAAUCAAACAAACUAUGUUAUUUUGAGCCAGGUUGUUUUAAUAAUUUACCAAAACUCCGGUAUCUAUAUAUCGAAAGAAACAAAUUGACAAGUUUACCAAAAGAUAUAUUUGAUAAUUUGAAAGAGCUCGACUCCCUACAUUUAAAUUCGAAUGAACUACAAAAUCUCGAGUCAGGUUGUUUCAAUGGUUUAUCACAACUUGAGGUACUUAAUAUCAGCAAAAACAAAUUGACUAGUUUAUCAGAAGAUGUAUUUAAUGGUCUCUCAGAAUCUCUAUCAUUGCGAUUAAGAUCUAAGAUAACUCAUCGAUCUUGA
This is a messenger RNA of Aphidius gifuensis, 2037 nucleotides long. Its product is annotated as protein artichoke-like. Gene Ontology annotation, molecular function: protein binding. The transcript has a single exon. The record is from RefSeq and is a predicted model, not a curated record. Lineage: Eukaryota; Metazoa; Arthropoda; Insecta; Hymenoptera; Braconidae. The coding region runs from base 1 to 2037 and encodes 678 amino acids.